Hyaloscypha bicolor E is the source of this 1606-nucleotide messenger RNA. RefSeq names its product low affinity iron transporter-like protein. Lineage: Eukaryota; Fungi; Ascomycota; Leotiomycetes; Helotiales; Hyaloscyphaceae. Gene Ontology annotation, biological process: transmembrane transport. The record is from RefSeq and is a predicted model, not a curated record. The coding region runs from base 9 to 1415 and encodes 468 amino acids. The transcript has 2 exons.
UCUCCUCGAUGAAAGACCAACCACAGGUUAAUGUCACAGAGAUCUCCUCACCCGACGAUGUAUCAUCAGCCAAAAAGUCAAACCUGUUCGAUAAGAUAACCAGAGCAGCCGGUUCGAGCACUACUUUCUUCGUCAUGUUAGCCAUUUUGGGAGUUUGGGUGCUACUUGGUUUUAUUUUCGGGCCCACGGAUACCUGGCAGAUUAUCCUCCAGAACACGAGCUCAAUUCAGGUCUAUGUCACGGACAUUCUCCUGAUUAGACAAUCCUCCAAUGCUGGAAGAUCCAUGAUGACAACACUCGCCGAGUUGCAAUCCAGGAACAAGACUUGCGAACGCCUGCUUCGUCAACUCCCAAGCUGUUCAUGGAUGGAGACCCACAAGGAGAAACCAAAGCAACUGCUCGUGAAUGGUCGACCAAUCGAAGAGGAGAUUGAAAGCUUAUACAUGGUAAAUGGCCGGCAGACGUGGUUCCAAAAGAGGUGGAGCAAGACCUGCCAUGUUGUAUCUAAGAGCGUGGGAUCUGUCUGGGCGUUCAUGUUCUACUGGAUCGGCAUUGUCGUCUGGAUCGUUUUGGGUAUUCCCGUUCAAUUCAGUAACGAAUGGCAAUUGUACAUCAACACCAUCACCGCUUUGUCUCUCACACUGACCAGUGUCUUUCUCCAAAACAUCCAACAGCAGCAAGAGGACAAUCUAGAGAAGUCUUUGGAGUACGCCCUGAAGGUUGAUGCCAAGGUUGAAUAUCGCGUCCGCAAGAUUACCGAAGACACCAAGCCAAAUCCCAUCUAUGAGAUCCCUCUGCGUCGUUUGAGUCGAAGUGAGAGGGCUAUUGCUCGUUUCGCAGCCAUCAUGGGCAGCGGCCUUGGGGUCCUCAUUUCCCUCGUUGCACUCAUCGCAUGGCUUGCCGUCGGUCCCAUCCUUAAAUUCGACGACAAUUGGGUGUUAAUUAUCGGCACAUUUACCGGUCUUGUGGGCUUUAUCGACGGUUUCGUUCUACGCAACAUUUACGCCAUCGAUGAGACUAGCGCCGCAUUGCAGUUCCGAGCUCUCAUGUAUUCCGAUAGCCGACUCCUCGAGGUCUUGAAUAUUCCCGUCCCCUUGGAGCCCGUCAAAAAGUUAUCUCUUUCGGAAAGAAUAAGCUUGGCGACCAGCGAUUUGUGUGGGCAUCGGCAUGCUUCAGUUGGCGCAGUUUUAGUCGUCGUUGGCUUACUCGUUGCUGCCUCGAUCUUGCGGUGGUCUGAGACUGGCCAAUUGCUUUGUAAUACGCCAACUAUGAUUGCCGAGGGCUUUCUGUUGCUCGUUCUCAUCCAAGCCCACAACUUCUCCAACAUGGAGCGAGGUCGUGACUUCAAUGGGCUGCUGAAACGAAGGCUACUGCUCAGCAGCUAUGUGAGCGAUCUAGAGGAUCAAAAGCACUGAGGAGCGUCUUUAAAACUCUCAUUCCCUUGUACUUACGGCGCUCGUCAAAAAUGUGCAUAGCACGGUGCAUGUAUGGGAAAUUUUGUUGGAAAUGGGUGCCAAAGGCUACCAGUGGCGAUUCAGCUGUGCAGGCAUGGCUAAGGUUCGCUUGGUUUGGCUGUUCAGCUAAACAAGGGGUUUUCAGGGGCAAC